This is a messenger RNA of Paramecium sonneborni, 1142 nucleotides long. The record is from the annotation of a GenBank genome assembly. Lineage: Eukaryota; Ciliophora; Oligohymenophorea; Peniculida; Parameciidae.
AAAAAAAUGAGUAUUUUGAAUUAACACUAAAUUGUAUUUCCACACCUUUUAACAAUCAUUGAUAGUAUGAGAGUAUAUUAGGAAUCAAAAUUGUGGAAAUAGUUGAGUGAUUAAUUAUUAAUUUACAUUAAGGAUCCAUAAGUCAAUUAAGGAACACAUUUGAAAGAUCUUUAUGAGGGAUUCGUUAAGAAAUUUUAUCAAGAAAUUGAUAUGAUGAAAUUAAUGCGUUUCCUCAUUAAGGCUGCAGAUUAAUAUGGAGAUUUUUAGAGCAGAAUUGAUUUUCUUAAAUAAUUUAAAUUAGAUGAAUAACCUCAAUUAGUCAUUGAUAUUUUAAUAGCUUUCUUUAAAUUACAAUUGGGUCAAUUAUAAGAAGUGGAUGAAUUAUUAAAAAAAUAUAAAUAAGCAAGUGAAAAAUUGUAAGAUGUAGAUCCACUUGUAUAUUCAAUGCUAUAUUAUUUAGCAUAUAAUUUUUAUAAAAUAAAGAAUGUAUAUGAAGAAUUUUAUGUGAAUGCUUUAUAAUAUCUAGCAUAUACAAAUGAUUAAGAUAUGUUAUAAGAAUAGAAAGUAUAAUUAUCAUAUGAAAUGGCUCUAGCAGUUUUGAUUUCACCAAAUAUAUAUAAUUUUAGUGAAUUAUUACAAUAACCAGUUUUAAUUAGUUUAAAAGAGAGUGCUUAAUAUAAUUGGGUUUACUAAUUAUUAGAUAUAUUUAAUAGAGGAAGUGUUAAAGAAUUGAAUACAUUCUAAUGGAAUGAAGAAAGAAAAGCACUUAUUCCAAAUUUUUAGCUUUUAAGUGAAAAAAUUAGAAUUAUGGCUUUUCUUGAAUUAGCAUUUUCUUUACCGAAAAAUGAUAGAGUUUGUACAUUUUAAGAACUAGCUUAAGUAUCAGAAUUACCUUUAGGAGAUAUAGAAAGAUUAGUAAUGAGAACAAUCAGUAAGGGUUUAGUAAAAGGAAGAAUUAAUUAAGUAAUAUUAUUAAUUGAUAUUAUUUUUAGGUAAAAUAAACAAUUACAAUUUCUUAUGUAGUUCCAAGAGUUUUGACAAUGGAUAAAAUAGAUAUUAUUAAUAAGAAAUUCGGUAAUUGGGAGAGAUCAUUGAAUGGUUUUCUAAAAGAAAUUGAAGAUGUAAGGAAGACAUUUAAUUGA